Molecule: messenger RNA, 627 nt
Organism: Polistes dominula (European paper wasp)
Lineage: Eukaryota; Metazoa; Arthropoda; Insecta; Hymenoptera; Vespidae
Source: RefSeq, a predicted model, not a curated record
UGGUGUAAUUGCAAAGCAACGUUUCGUGUUUGUGGAAUACAUUAAGGGGUUACAUGGGUUUCACGGAUUCAAAAAAUCGCUUUUUUUUGUUGCUUAUUAAAAUCUACAACAUCUCUAGAAUAUUAUCCGAAAAUUUCAACUUGAUCCGAGUAAUAGUUUCAGAGAUACAGCCUUUUAAAGUUGCGCGCUCAAGGCUACCUGCUGGGCUCCGCUUGCCAUAAAAUACGGAACUGCAKCAUGAUAAUCACUGAGACACUACUCUCCACUGCUGCAAAAGAAGAAAGACAAUUAACGARUGAUGAAAAUGACGGUGAAGAUACGAUAGAUGUGAGUGUUUCUGGUGAUGGAACGUGGAAGAAGCAUGGUUUCGCAUCACUAUAUGGUGUGAGUUCAUUAAUCGGAUUUUAUUCGGGAAAAAUCUUGGAUGUAAUUAUUAAAAGUUCUUACUGUAAAUUAUGUGAGUCGUGGAAAAACAAAUUAGAUACUGCAGAGUAUGAAGAGUGGAARGAACAACACAUUGAAUCAAAUGAAUGUAACGCUAAUCACACUGGAGCAUCUGAGAACAUGGAACCAUCUUCUGUUAUUGAAAUGUUUCAACGUUCUAUUGUUAAACAUGGCCUGAGGUAC